AUCCGCCGCGCCCGGAUUCUUACAAAAAGGGAACGAGUUCCACUCCGGUCCUGACUUUCUGCGAUUCUACGACGCCCGACGAUGAAGUUCCUGACGCUCCUCGCGCUCCUUGCUUUCUCCGCCACAGCGGCGGCGUUCUACCAGCGCUCCUGCAAACGCUGCAACGACCCAAACGACCUGGACUGCGAGCUGGAGGACCAGGUGGUUUGCCCCUGGGGCAAGAUGUGCCUGACGGCCUCCGCCAUUUUGGAGAUUGACGGAACCCAGAAGACCCGGAUCUUUAAGGACUGCGUGGGGGCGGACCUGUGCCCGUCCACGGGGCAACGCCAGAUCUCCGGCGGCGUGGGCGACGCCUACGCGCUGGCCAACGUCUACUGUUGCCAGGGCAAUGGCUGCAACGACGAGGAGCUGCCCUUCCCUGAGUUUUCGAGCCACGAGCCGAACCGCCGCAUCUGCUCCAGCUGCGAGGGCGAGGACUGCCUGGAGGUGGAAUGCCGCGGCGACGAGGACACCUGCUUCACGGGCCAGCUGCUCGUGCACGGCGAGUACGUGCCCCUGGUGGGCUGCGGCACGGAGGACGUUUGCUCGGCGGCCGCGGCGCUGGAGAGCGUCCCCUUCCUGGAGAAGCUGGGCACCGUGGCCGAGGAGCCCGAGUGCAGCGAGGCGCCCGAGCCGCAAGCACGUCGCUGCCUGAUGUGCAACGACACCACCGACUCCACCUGCGCCUCCACCACGGAGAUCGAGUGCCCCAUGACGGACGACCAGUGCGUCACCGCCACCUUCCUGGGCGGGCGUGUCUACCGCGGCUGCGGCCCGCCGUCCGUCUGCCCGGCCGACCGCCCCGUCGACACCGUGGUGGAGCUGGCCAUCGAGUCCGGCGGCACGGCCGGCGGAGCCAACCUUAAGUGUUGCCGCGGCGACAACUGCAACAACGACACGCUGGCCGCGCCGGCGGCGGGGACCAACAACGGGAUGUUUUGCAGCAUCUGCUUCCCCGGGACGUCCAUCUGCAACUUCCUGAUCCAGUGCCAGGGCAUCGAGGACCGCUGCUUCUCCGCCAUCGGCAACGUGUCGGGCAGCGUGAACACCCUCCUGGGCUGCGCCUCGGCGUCGGUCUGCGAGGCCCCCGGCUCCGCCGCCGCGCCCUUCCUGCUGUCCGACACCGAGCUGAUGGAGCCGCUCUCCUGCUGCGAGGGUCUUACCUGCAACGACCCCGACCGCCCCACCGAGGCCCCGCCCACCACCACCAUGUCCCCGCCCACUUCCUCCACCUCCUCCUCCUCGGAGGAGGACGACGACAGCGACUUCGGCGACGGCUUCUUCCCGACCUCCGACCCCUUGGAGGACCCCUUCCUCGGGGGCGGGGCCAAGGACGCGGUGGCCCAGCAGAUGCUCUUCCUGGUGCAGCAGCUGCUGCUCUACCUGCAGCAGCUGCAGCUCUUCCUGCUGCAGUGUCCCAGCGACCAGCAGCUGCUGCUGCAGCCGCUGCUGCUGCUCUGCCAGCAGCUGCUGGUCUACGUGCAGCUCAUGCUCCAGCAGGCGGCGCUGUGGUGAGGGAGAGCCACACAGGAAGUGGCGUCAAAUGUCAACGAAUAGCACUUCAAAUAUGGGUUUUCGUGUUUUUAUAUCGGAUGUAUAAAUGUCUGGAUGCGUCGUGACGUGCCGGGCGGAUGUUUGUGAGAUCUGCUGUGAAGCCCGUGCGCCUGCUAUUGGCUAAUGCUAGCAGUUUUAGCUCGUUUUCAAACGUAUUUAGCAGUUUUUAGCUAAUGCUAGCUACAUUUAUACCAAUGUUAGCAUAUUUUUUUACGAAUGCUAGCUACAUUUAUACCAAUGUUGACUAAAUUUUUACCAAUUUCAGCGAAGUUUAGGUAAGUGUUAGCCAUUUUUAGCUAACAUUAGCUAAAUUUUUUAAAUUUCAGCUAAUUUUGAAGCAUAAUUAGCUAUUUUUGCUAAUGUUAGCUAACCGUUUUACAGUUUAAGCCCAUUUUUAACCAUAAUUAGCAAUUUUUAGCUAAUGCUAGCAAGGUUUUUGCAAUUUCAGCUGAAUUUGAACCAUAAUUAGCCAUUUUUUUUAGGUAUUUUACCAAAGUUUGAACUUUUUUUAGCUAGCAUUAGCAAAUUUUGUAACUAAUUUUAGCUAACAUUGGAACAUAAUCAGCCAUUUGUAACACAUUUUUGCUAACUUUUUGACAUUUUUAGCUAAAUUUAGACCAUGAGUAGCUGUUGUUAGCUAACAUUAGCCAAAAUUAGCUUCACUGCAGCCCAAUUAUGUUCAAUUUAGCAACAUGUUAGCGGUUGCUAGCUAUAGCAACUACGCUAACCUACACAGCAUGCCGCGCGCGUCACAAUGCUAAGCUAGCCUCAUGCGCUCUGUUAUUUAUUAUUCGCUCGGGGAGUUAGCGCUGUUAGCAUGUUAGCCUCGCUCUGAUUUCAACUCAAUAAAGCUCGUCUGCA
Molecule: messenger RNA, 2454 nt
Organism: Salarias fasciatus (jewelled blenny)
Lineage: Eukaryota; Metazoa; Chordata; Actinopteri; Blenniiformes; Blenniidae
Product: urokinase plasminogen activator surface receptor-like
Exons: 8
Coding region: 82-1554 (490 amino acids)
Source: RefSeq, a predicted model, not a curated record